Messenger RNA from Mytilus trossulus (common blue mussel), 1320 nucleotides. RefSeq lists its product as uncharacterized. The coding region runs from base 123 to 1283 and encodes 386 amino acids. The record is from RefSeq and is a predicted model, not a curated record. Gene Ontology annotation, cellular component: plasma membrane. Gene Ontology annotation, molecular function: transmembrane signaling receptor activity; metal ion binding. The transcript is spliced from 3 exons. Gene Ontology annotation, biological process: inflammatory response; immune response; toll-like receptor signaling pathway. NCBI's taxonomy places the organism in Eukaryota, Metazoa, Mollusca, Bivalvia, Mytilida, Mytilidae.
CUGAUGGAGGCUUCCUGAUAACCGGAAGCUGACUGACCAAGUGUAAUUUGGUGGCAAAAUUGAUAUAAUCAAUGUAUCCAUAAAUAGAUAUAAUUAGAUAAACGCCAAAGUAGAUUGUCAGAAUGACUGAAGAAAAUGAGAAUGUGAACUAUAGCGACAACUUUGAUACACCAGAAGAAAUAAUUGAUUUCUUCUCAAUAGAUCCGAUUACUUUACCUAUAGAUAAAGAAUUUCAUAUUUUUAUAUCGUACAAGACUGUUGAACCUGAUCGUUCAAUUGCACUGAAGAUAGACAGAAUGCUACGAAAACAAGGUUUCAAAUGCUGCCUCCAUGAGAGGGACUUCCUUCCUGGAGAUUUGAUUGUAAAUAAUAUUGUCCAAAAUAUUGAACGAUCGGUUAAAGUUGUGUUUCUGCUAUCAGAAGAGUCCAGAGCUAGUGAAUGGUGCCAGUUUGAGUUAAAUGUCACAGAGACUAUACACAUCCAAGAAAGGGGAUACAAACCAAUCAUUGUAAAGCUCGAUGAGUGUGACCUUCCCGAUACAAUGAAAAGAUAUACGUACCUGCCGGCAGCUAGUCCUCCGGAAAAAUGGAUUGGUCGAUUGUCAAAAGCAAUUAAUGAUCAAACAGACCAUCUAAUUACAAAUAGAAGGAGCAUAAAGUUUGUUGCAGUACCAUGCAUUGAUUAUAAUCGCAACAAGGAACACUCGAUAGAAAAGUGUAGAUAUCCACAUGUCUGCGUAAAAUAUAUUGUAAGUGAUGAGCCAUGCGACGGAAGUUGCGGUAAGAACCACAAUUUAGUUACAGAUCAGUCACGUGAGAUACUUGUUGAUCUUGGGUUCGAAACUGAUGGAAAUCUUGAUGCCCUUCUUAAGAUGUAUAGACAGAAGUGUAAAGAGAAACUUGCUGCGAUGCCAAACAACACAGUUACUGGUCCGUGUUGUUACUAUAAUAAAAAAGGAUGCUUGUUGGGUGACUUCCAUUGCCCGUUUACACACAUAUGUAAGGAUUGGUUCGUUGGCAAAUGCGGAAAUAAACAAUGCAGAUUUUCGCAUGAUAUAUUAAACGACCACACAAAAAGGUUGCUAGAAAUAUUUGAAAUCGAUACAGAUCAAGAAGAAGACAUUAUUCUUGACUCAUACCGUGCAAAGUAUCCACAUAAAAAGUUCAUACAAUUACCAACCCAAAUAUCAAAAACAACUUUCCUAAAAGACAACUGGUUACCACUUUUUGGAGGAGUUUUAACUGUUGUAGGAGUUACUGCAUUUGUUGUUAAAAAGAUAUAAUUGUAAAUAGGUACUCUUCGAAAAAUUAUUCUUUUUA